This is a messenger RNA of Cynara cardunculus var. scolymus (artichoke), 2330 nucleotides long. RefSeq names its product auxin transporter-like protein 2. The record is from RefSeq and is a predicted model, not a curated record. The transcript has 9 exons. Lineage: Eukaryota; Viridiplantae; Streptophyta; Magnoliopsida; Asterales; Asteraceae. Bases 568 to 2010 code for a protein of 480 amino acids. Gene Ontology annotation, cellular component: plasma membrane.
UAUGAUUGUCUUUGGAUUAAAGAAAGAAGCAAUAUCCAGCGAUGCCAUCCACCAUGACCCCAGGACCUUCCUCAAAACCCUCCUCUUUUUUGUCUCUCCUCUGAUCUUAUGAUCCAAUCGGUAAAAUGGUAUACAGUGAAUCCGACUGCUUUUCUCACUCAAUAAAAUAAUCAAAAGUUCCAAGUUAAUAUCCCCCAAGAAAAGUGAGAAAUUGGUUUCUAUAUAUGUCUACCUUUAAUCCCAUCAAAAAGCCCCUUCAUUUUCUUGCCUCUCUCUCUUACUACUGCUGCUCUACUUUUUGAGGUUUUCUUUGAGUAGCUGCCUUGUGUUUGUAUAAAUGUCUGACUGAGCUGCUGCUUCUUCAAUUAUUUGUUGACAGCACUUAAACCCCCCCACCUCUUUUUUCUCUCUCUCUAUAUCUGGUUCAUGUACAAACAUUCACAUAUAUACGAUCCAAAAUGUCAUAAAUCAAGUGGAUUUGUACCUUAUAAGAUCUGGGGUUUGGAGAUGGAGACUUGAUAAGAUCUGUUUAGAAAGGAGUUAUUUUUAUACCUAAAAUCGAAGAAAAUGUCGGGUCAGAAGCAAGCAGAGGACUCGAUAAUUUCAUCAAAUUUCAACGAGAAUGAACAUGAAGGUGGAGGAGGAAAAGAAGAAGGCAAAGAAGAAGAAGACCAGUCGGUUUUCUCCAUGAAAAAUGCUCUGUGGCAUGGAGGGUCUUCUUGGGAUGCUUGGUUUAGUUGUUCUUCAAAUCAAGUGGCACAAGUGCUGUUAACACUUCCAUACUCUUUCUCUCAACUGGGUAUGGUCUCAGGGAUUGUCCUCCAAAUUUUCUACGGCAUUCUUGGCAGCUGGACUGCUUAUCUCAUCAGUGUUCUUUACAUUGAGUACAGAAACAGAAAAGAAAAAGAAGGUGUCAGCUUCAAAAACCAUGUCAUCCAGUGGUUUGAAGUUCUUGAUGGAUUAUUGGGACCUUACUGGAAAGCAAUAGGACUGGCUUUCAACUGCACUUUUCUUCUGUUUGGCUCUGUCAUACAACUCAUAGCCUGUGCAAGUAAUAUAUACUACAUAAAUGACCAUUUGGACAAAAGGACAUGGACAUACAUAUUUGGAGCAUGCUGCGCAACCACUGUGUUCAUCCCAUCUUUCCACAACUACAGAAUUUGGUCUUUUCUUGGCCUUGGGAUGACCACUUACACCGCCUGGUACAUGGCCAUUGCAGCUUUAAUCCAUGGCCAGGUUGAUGGGGUUCAACACUCUGGUCCCAAGAAGCUCGUGCUGUAUUUCACCGGAGCCACCAAUAUCUUAUACACCUUCGGUGGCCAUGCUGUCACUGUGGAGAUUAUGCAUGCUAUGUGGAAACCCCGAAAAUUCAAGUAUAUUUACCUAAUUGCCACCCUCUACGUUUUCACACUGACGCUACCGUCAGCUUCUGCUGUAUACUGGGCCUUCGGCGACAAGCUUCUUAAUCACUCGAACGCCUUCUCUCUCCUUCCCAAGACCCGUUGGCGUGAUGCCGCCGUCAUCUUAAUGCUCAUUCAUCAGUUCAUUACAUUUGGAUUUGCAUGUACACCGUUGUAUUUCGUGUGGGAGAAGGUGAUCGGUAUGCACGACACGAAGAGCAUAUGUUUACGGGCGCUCGCAAGGCUACCGGUUGUGGUACCAAUUUGGUUCUUGGCUAUCAUCUUCCCCUUUUUCGGACCCAUCAAUUCCGCCGUCGGUGCACUCUUGGUCAGUUUCACGGUCUACAUCAUCCCGUCUCUCGCCCAUAUGCUCACAUACAGAACGGCCUCAGCUCGUCAGAAUGCAGCGGAGAAACCUCCUCGCUUCAUGCCGAGUUGGGCCUGCAUGUACGUGUUCAACAUGUUUGUUGUUGUUUGGGUUCUGGUUGUCGGGUUUGGAUUUGGUGGAUGGGCUAGUGUGACCAACUUUGUCAGACAAGUAGAUACGUUCGGUUUAUUCGCCAAGUGCUACCAGUGUAAGCCUACGGGACCACCUCUGCCACAACAUUGAGCUGACUUGAAACUGAAGCGGUUCGGUUUUUCUGAGUCCGUACGUUGUAUUGUACAUGGGAGCAUCAAAUAUUUCCCUACAUGUGAUGUGUGUUGGCUUGCUUUGUUUAUCUCUCUCUAUUUUUGAUUUUUGGUUUAUAAUUUUUUUCUAUAUUUUUUUAAAAGUUUGGUAGAUUUAAGAUAGUGUGUUGAAUUGCAAUUUGCAAAUGAUUCCUUUGCUACAAAGCAUAGGGUCAUUUAAAACCAUAUAUGCUGAGUACUUUAUUCCACCUUUGUUGGAUAGAUAUCAAUUGAAUAUAUCAAGGUGCUUCUUGCUAGCAA